Dufourea novaeangliae is the source of this 5916-nucleotide messenger RNA. RefSeq names its product DNA polymerase zeta catalytic subunit (gene DNApol-zeta). The transcript has 18 exons. The record is from RefSeq and is a predicted model, not a curated record. Gene Ontology annotation, molecular function: DNA-directed DNA polymerase activity; DNA binding; nucleotide binding. Gene Ontology annotation, biological process: error-prone translesion synthesis; double-strand break repair via homologous recombination. NCBI's taxonomy places the organism in Eukaryota, Metazoa, Arthropoda, Insecta, Hymenoptera, Halictidae. Gene Ontology annotation, cellular component: nucleus; zeta DNA polymerase complex. The coding region runs from base 1 to 5916 and encodes 1971 amino acids.
AUGUUUUCUGUCAGUUUGGUAACAUUAGACAGUUACCAGGCAGCUCCAGUAUCUGGAUUGGAUGUAACAUUUUCAGAUUUUCGUGGAACAGAAAUUAAGCAUGUGCCAGUCAUUAGAAUAUUUGGGUCUACUCCUUCUGGAAUAAAAACAUGCCUGCAUAUACAUGGUGUAUUUCCAUACAUUUAUAUACCUUGUGCAAUAGAGAACAAUGUUGAUAGUUUUAUGUAUAAAUUAGCUGCAGCAAUUGAUUCGGCGAUUAAUGUGUCUCUGGGAUCAGCAUUCUCUAAAAGUCAGCAUGUUUAUAAAAUUCAACGAGUUUCUGGAAUUCCACUUUAUGGAUAUCACGAGAAAGAACAUUUAUUUUUUAAAAUAUAUUUUUACAAUCCUGCAAUGGUUAAACGAGCAGCUGAUUUAUUACAAAAUGGCACAAUACUUAAUCAAAAUCAUCAACCAUACGAAGCUCAUAUCCCAUUCAUAUUGCAAUUUAUGAUGGAUUAUAAUCUUUAUGGUAUGAGCUUAAUAAAUUUGAAGAUUAUUAAAUAUAGGCAACGUAUAACAAUGGGAUCAAAAGAAAAUUCUCAGAACGAAAGCUUGUCCAAUUCCGAUUCACAAAUAUAUCUUCCUGCAUCUGUGAUUAGACAAAGCACAUGCAAAUUAGAAGUGGACGCACAAGCGACUGAGAUACUUAACAGAGAAGAAAUUCAGAAUGGUUUAGAUUUGAAUCCUGGUAUUGCAGCAAUUUGGAAUGAUGAAAAGUGUAGAAGAGUAGCUAAUGGUUUACAGCAAUCCGAAUCACAAUUAUUAUAUACAAACACAAAUGAUAGAGUUUAUGGGCCAACCAAUAAUGAUAUUUAUCAAGAACAAAGAUUAAUACAAAGAUUGCAAACUAUUUCUCAGAUGAGUGAAACAGUAGCAUCAGUAACACCAAGUGUACUUACUUAUCCAUUAGAAGUUGAAAUGGAUACAGACGAUAUGCAGUUAGUAGAAAUGUUAGUUAAUUUAGCGGAAUCGAACGAAGAUGACAUUAUUGUGGACGACGAUAGCGUCCUUGCGUCUCAGUACUCUGCAUUGAGUAAUGAAAUCAAAGAAGAUAAUGAAGAUGAAGAAAUCGAAGAUCUAAAUAUUACAAGUUUAGAUUUAGAUAGUCUUAGUUCGUGGAAUACAGUUUCUAAGACUGCCAGUCAAUCGAGUACAACUGAAAUUACAAAUGGAAAAGAAAAAUCUGCUGUGCUUGAAAAUGACACUGAAGAUAUUUCUUUGCUAAACUUUCCACAGUUUGAUGGUUCGUAUGAUUUGUUUUUAGAAAAUGAAAAACAAUUACAGAGAAAACCUUUGAUUCAUACAAUAGAACAACAAAAGAAAAGUAAAAGAAGAAAGGGAAUGCAAGCUGUUAAACGGGAUUUAUUUCAUACAUACUCUAGAAACGCGUUUAAUGCGAUCGAUUGGAACCAUCAAGAUUUGGAUGUUUAUGAUUUAGAUGAGUUAGAUCAUGCACUAUCAUUCGUUGAUCAUUCUAAUUCGUUGUAUACAACUGAUUACGACGAAUCGCGUUUCACGAGUUACAAUCUUUCAAUGAAACCGAAAAUACCGGCGUUUGAUGGUAACGCAGUCGACAGUUCCAGUGAUUCUGAAUUGGACCAGGAUAUUACUAUUGACAGAGAAGAAAAACGUAUAUGCGUUUAUAAGUCAUGCGGAAAGUCUAAAAAUGAGCAAAAUAUUGUGAACGUUUCUUUCAAAAAACGGAAGUUAGAGUUCGAGGAUACGAGUUUACAGUCUCCUCAAAAACAUCGUCACAUAAGUUCAGAAUCAUCGCAAAGUGAAUCUCAUCGCACGCCAACUAAAGUGAGAGGCUUACAAAGUCCUCGUUCUUUGUCAGGAAGAUAUUCACCCCUUAAUGUAACAGUAAUAUCUCCCAAAGCAAAGAUAAAUUCUGUAACAAAAGAUUCUUCGAGAAAUGAACCGUGCAGUUCUAAGUCUCUCCUCGAUACUCCAAAGCGAAAUAGAGAUCACUUAAGGAUGAAUUUACUGCGUGAGAAAAUACGUGGUUUACCCUCUGGGAUGAAACAAGUAUGUUUUACACAGGACAAUACCGAAAUUGUUAAAGAAUUUGUCGAUUCGGAGGUUGCAGAAGAUAAUACAUCAAAUUCAAAGUAUGUGAAACAUAUUACUCCGAAAAGUAACAAAGAGGUUCGUAAACGAUUAAGUUUUUUGAAUGCUAAUGACAACGAAAUUGAUUCUGUAAAGGAUAAUAUUGAUGAGAAACAUUCUGAACAUUUAUCUUUAACAGAGAAAAUUCUGAACAAAUCACAUGAAAAUGAUGAUUCUGCUGUUGCAUCUGUGACGAAUUUCACUUAUGAUCAGAAUUUUAUAAAAAUAUGUACAAAAGAGAAUGAGAAAGUGAAUUGUGACAAUCAUUUACCCAGUACAUCUGGAAAUAAUACAGAUUUAUGUAUAGGAAAUUUAUCGGGUAAGGUACUGCAAGAAAAUGAAGAAGAAAAUAUCGUAGAUGAAGAUGAAAAGGACAUUUGUAAUAUGACGUACAUGCAACUGCUCAAUAAAAAAUUAGAAUCAGAAAUUGAGAAUUCGAGCUUCUUGUCAUUAGACAAUAAAAGAGAUAUUACAAAAAACAAAUUGAUCACUAUCACUACAAAAUUUAAUCCACCAACAAGAGAGAGAAUUAUGAAUACUGCGAAGACAUAUGAUAUUUCAGGAUGUAAGUCAAGCGGACCCUUUUUCAGCAAUAAAGUUGAUCUUAUAAAGCACAAAGAAAGUUCCAAUAGAACUAACGACAUCGGUGAUUUGGUUCCCUUCAAAUCCAGUUUGGAUAGAGUUACUGGUAUCAAACUUUGGCGCAGAGUGAAAAUUAAUGAAUUUUAUCCUUCUGGGUCGAAUAUCAAAUCGUGUGACAUAAAAAGAGUUCUCACCGGACACAGUUCGAUAGUGAUUGAAUCCCUGAUUCAACCACCAACUUCGAAAAGUGUUACAACUUGGUUGCAAGCUAAACAGUAUUUAGCGAAACGAAAUAAUACAGGUACUGAAGUAAAGAACAGGCCAAAUAUAGAAAUUGCAAAGGUAGGAGAAGAAAAUGUACCGAAUGUAAACUGUAAUGAAAACGUGGAAGGGCAUGUUAGUACUGCAAUCAAAAAUACAGCUAACGAAACGUUUAUUGGUACCGAGCAGCCAAAGCAACUGUCGCAAACUUCGAACACUUCGCAUUGUUCAAAUGGAUCUAAUCUGAAUCCUUCUUUACGACAAAUGCUUGAAAAUCCAUUAUUAUACAAAGACAUUGAUUCACAGCAACAUCUGGGAAUUUCCUAUGGACAGAUCGAAUAUUCUAUGAAAGGAGAUAGCGGUAAUGUUGCGGAUGAAAAUUUUCAAAAUGCCAAAGGCAUAACUGUGCAUCAAUAUUUAACAAUAUUUUCAUUGGAAGUGCAUGUUAUUACACGUGACAAACUUCUUCCGGAUCCAGAGCAUGAUUCAAUGGGAGCAAUAUUUUAUGCUAUUUACAGUGAUGUUCCAUCUUCGUCAGACGUUGAACGAAUAGAACAUGGUGCUAUUGUGGUAACUUGUUCCACGUACAGUUCAAAGAUAAAAAAUAUUUAUUCAACCAGUACAACAUGUCCAACAUCGUACGUAUCAAGUGAAGAGGAUUUAUUGAAUAGCUUGAUAACAUUGAUCAGGCAUUCUGAUCCAGAUAUUUUAAUCGGUUGGGAGAUAGAAUCACAUUCGUGGGGUUAUAUUAUGCAAAGAGCUACCCAUAUAGGUUAUAAUAAUCUUACAUGGCAAAUCUCGAGAAUUCCAAAUGUCACUCCAACAAAAGGACAGACAUUGGACAAAGACAACUUAAGCGAUGUAAAAAUACCAGGUCGAAUUGUUCUCGACGUUUGGAGAAUAAUGCGGCAUGAAAUAGGGUUAUUGAAUUACACAUUUGAAAAUGUUAUAUAUCAUGUUUUACGUGAAAGAAUUGCAUGUCCGACCUUUCAACAUUUAACUGACUGGUGGAAGCACAACAAUGUAACAAUACAAUGGAGAGUUAUUUUUCACUAUGUCGUGAGAGUUGUAGGCACACUUAGAAUACUGAUACAUCUUGAUAUUAUUGGAAGAACGUGUGAACAUGCGCGACUUUUUGGAAUACAAUUUUAUGAAGUUUUCUCACGGGGUUCCCAGUUCCGUGUCGAGUCGAUGAUGCUGAGACUUGCAAAACCUUUGAACUACGUUCCCAUAUCACCAUCUGUGCAUCAAAGAGCUAGAAUGCGAGCGCCCGAGUCUCUGCCUCUUAUUAUGGAGCCCCAGUCUGUAUUUUAUACCGAUCCACUGAUUGUUCUCGACUUUCAGAGUUUAUACCCAAGCAUUAUUAUCGCUUAUAAUUAUUGCUACUCUACAUGUUUGGGUCGUAUAGAACAUAUUGGCCAGUCGGAGCCAUAUGAGUUUGGCGCAGCUACAUUAAAAUUAAAAGGCAGUACCAUUCGAAAAUUACAAGGGAAAAUGAAUUUCUCGCCUUGCGGCGUAGCCUUUGUAACGCCAGAAGUACGACUUGGAAUAUUACCACGCAUGCUUGCAGAAAUUUUAAAUACACGAUUGAUGGUGAAAGGGUCCAUGAAACUCUACGGGAAUGAGAACCGUGUACUACAGCGUGUUCUUCAUUCGCAACAAUUGGGUCUUAAAUUAAUCGCAAACGUUACGUACGGUUACACUUCUGCUAAUUUUAGUGGAAGAAUGCCUUGCAUCGAAAUUGGAGACAGCGUUGUUAGUAAGGGAAGAGAAACAUUAGAAAGAGCAAUUAAGAUUGUUGAGUCUACGCCGAAAUGGGGAGCCCGAGUUGUUUACGGUGAUACAGACUCGUUGUUUAUUCUUUUACCCGGAAAAUCAAGAGAAGAUGCAUUCACUGUCGGGGCCGAGAUUGCCGAUACUGUUACUGCAGCCAAUCCUCCUCCUGUGAAGCUGAAGUUCGAGAAAGUUUUACAACCAGCAAUACUACAAACCAAGAAAAGGUACUGUGGUUACAUGUAUGAAUCUGUCGAUCAGAAAGAACCUAAAUACUUGGCGAAAGGUAUUGAAACUGUCCGUAGAGAUGGUUGUCCAGCAGCGACUAAAAUACUUGAAAAAUCAUUGAAGAUCUUGUUCGAUACCAAGGAUCUUUCCUUACUAAAGCUGUAUGUUACCAGACAGUUCGACAAAAUUCUACGCAGAAAAAUAUCAAUUCAAGACUUAACAUUCGCAAGGGAGUUUCGUGGUCUCCAGGGCUACAAAGCCAGUGCUUGUGUACCCGCAUUGGAACUAACACGGAGAUUAAUGCGUAAAGACCCUCGUGCGAUACCUCGUGUCGGUGAACGAGUACGUUAUGUGAUCGUAGCAGGUGCACCAAACCAACCGCUCAUUCAUUGUGUACGAACACCAAUGGAAGUGAUUUCAGAUGAAGGGUUAAAUACAAAUUCAGUAUAUUAUAUAACCAAAGUUAUUAUACCGCCACUUAAUCGCUGUUUAAACCUAAUUGGGAUCGAUGUCCAUACAUGGUACAGGGAAAUGUCCCAUCGGCAAACACCUGACAAAGCAGUCAGUUUGUUCACCGACAAUCAAAAACAAACAAUUCGACAAUUUUUCAGCACGGUUGUGUGCGCUGCUUGCGGUGAUCAAACGCAGAAGGAUAUUUGUACUAAUUGCGUGAGCAAUCCAAGCCAAACGGUUACCAUUCUACAUGAAAAGAUGAGGUGGCUUGAACGUUCUCAUUCAAAACUAACUACAAUUUGUCAAUCGUGCAUCGGUUAUUUGGAUGAUGUGAAAUGUGAAUCUUUAGACUGUCCAAUUUUUUAUCGCUUAACCCAGGCUCGGAGAGAUCUCGUUCAAAUACCAUAUUUAGACAGUAUUAUCUGUAAUCGUGAUAUUUUCUUUCCAGAAAGAAGAAACGUGAGACAGUGA